Molecule: messenger RNA, 1971 nt
Organism: Carya illinoinensis
Lineage: Eukaryota; Viridiplantae; Streptophyta; Magnoliopsida; Fagales; Juglandaceae
Exons: 2
Coding region: 1-1971 (656 amino acids)
Source: RefSeq, a predicted model, not a curated record
AUGGAAGGUUUAGAGGAUAUGUGGGGGCACCUUAGCCUCACGGAGGAAGAGGAAGUGAUUAUUGAGGUUGAUAACGGUAGCGAAAUAGAGAUCCAACGGAAGGGUGAGAGGAGUCUGAUCGAAAAGGUAUGUUCUGAGCGUUAUGUGGGGAAAGAGGUUAUUGGAAAUACUAUGGCUAGGAUUUGGAGGAUCAGUAAAAGGGCUGUGUUUCAAGAAGUUGAGAGAAACACCUUCGUGGUAACCUUUGCCACACACGCUGAUAAGGAAAGAGUCAUCGAGGGCAAACUGUGGCUGUUUGACAACGUAUUGUUUAUUCUAGUGCCUUAUGAUGGGGUCAUGCAACCAGGGAGGAUUGCUUUUGACUAUGAAACGUUUUGGAUACAGAUUCACAACCUGCCUCUAGGUUGUAUGUCGAUGGAAUGGGGGAAACGGAUUGGUGACUCAGUAGGGAGAUGCAUGGAAGUUGACGUGGAGAGUGACGGAGUAGGGUGGGGGAAAUGCCUGAGAGUGAAGGUAGCUAUGCCGUUGUGCAAAGCCAUUGCAAGAGGAAGGUUCAUUAAUGUCCAGGGAGAGAAACUUUGGAUUAAUUUUCGCUAUAAGAAGUUACCAAAGAUAUGCUUCACAUGUGGAUGGAUUACACAUGGGAAGGAUGGAUGCGCGACAAAAAAGGAUGAUAACGGGAGUGAAGGUCCCAAAGGCAUGCAGUUUGGGUCAUGGCUUCGAGCUGAGAAUUCUGGUCUGCGGCGAUGGUCCCCGUUGAGCAAUGGUUAUUCCAGCAAAGGAGAGUGGGAGAAGGGCCCUGAUAUGGGAAGUGACGACGGGGAUAGGGAGGCAGAGGUCUCUGGAAGCAACAUGCCACGUAGGUGGCAGGGACAAGGUUCUGUCAAAGGGCAGUACAGACAAUGUGCACCCUCUGUAACUGAAUUUGAGGCUGCACCAAAAAAGAUAAUAGAUAUAGCAGGGGGAGUGGGAAAGGUACUAACGGAACAAAAGGAAUGCCACGCGGGGGAAUCUGACAGUGGGGACCAGGAGUGUGUGAUGGAGACCCCUCUACAGAUGCAACAAAAACAAAAGCAUGACGGGGCAACCACAGCAAAUGGGCCUGGAGAACCUGAAGAACAAAGAUAUGAAUCUGAAGGUGGGCCUGGUGCAUCUGAGAGACUGAUACAUGAUGAUGGAUUGGAAGGACAGAGGAAUGAAACCGAUGAGAGGCCUUUAGGUGUGCAAAUACCCGGCUCCUUUGUAGGCAUGCAUGAGGUAGAAGUGGUGGAGGCCCCGACACUUUCCUUGUGUUUGAAGGAAAAGGGAGUGGGAGAAGAACAAGAGAGUAGAAGGUGGUUUUUAACAGGCAUCUAUGGCUUCCCUGAGGUGGCUAGCAGACACUUGACAUGGACCCUUAUGCGAUCACUGAAAAAUGUUGACAACUUGGGGUGGUUAUUAAUUGGUGACUUUAAUGAAAUUAUACACCAAGCUGAGAAGUGGGGGGGAGUGGACAGACCAGAAUGGCAAAUGAAGAACUUCAGAGAUGCUAUAGAUGAUUGUGGUAUCAAGGACUUGGGGUACCAAGGCUGCCCAUACACGUGGUCCAAUAGAAGAGAGGAAUCUAAGUGCAUAAGUGCUCGACUUGACAGGGCCCUAGCUAAUGAAGUUUGGUGCUUAAACAACCCUUUGGCAAGUGUGAUACAUGGUUCAGUAGCCUACUCUGACCAUACUCCUUUGUGGGUGGAUACGACUGGAUAUCAAAUAAGGAGGAGGGGGCACAGACCUUUCAGAUUUGAAUCAAUGUGGUUAGGAGAGGAAGGCUGCUCUAAACUAAUCAAGGAAGCAUGGAGGGAAAGGAGCAAAGGAGAUGGGAUAAAGACUUUGAUGCAAUGGACUCAAAAGGUGGGGGAGAAACUGAAAGUGUGGAACAAAAAAAGCUUUGGUAAUGUAAAAUUCAAACUUGCAGAGGCAAAAGAAAAUCUAUGUUAG